AUGGUGGCCCGGUCCUAUGUUUGGUGGCCCGGCCUGGACCAGGACAUCGCUCACUUGGUGCAGAGCUGCCAAAUCUGCCAGGAGUAUCAGCGAACCUCGCGUCACGUGGAAAUCACCCCCUGGCCGUUCCCACAGAGACCGUGGUCCCGCCUACAUGUGGAUAUUGGGGGACCCUUCAAGGGCCAUUACUUCCUGGUGGUGGUGGACGCCUUUUCAAAGUGGGUGGAGGUUCUACCUGUCACCACUUCAUCAGCAGGCGUGACCAUUGCAGCGCUACGACAGGUCUUCGCCGCAAAGGGGUUGCCGGAUAUCAUCGUGUCCGACAAUGGUCCUGCUUUCGCCAGCACAGAUUACUUGGCCUGGCUGACGAAGAACGGAAUCCGCCGGAUGAUGGUUCCGCCGUACCACCCUGCUUCAAAUGGUGCAGCUGAGCGGGUGGUGCGAACCAUCCAAGACAAGCUCAAGAAGAGCCAGACUGGGGUUUUCCGGACGCAGAUUACCCGGAUACUCUUUCAGUACCGGGUAAUCUUUCAGUACCGCCCCACAAUGUCACUGGCCGUGCCCCCUGUGAGCUCCUGCUAG
Messenger RNA from Dermacentor albipictus, 582 nucleotides. Lineage: Eukaryota; Metazoa; Arthropoda; Arachnida; Ixodida; Ixodidae. The record is from RefSeq and is a predicted model, not a curated record.